Molecule: messenger RNA, 848 nt
Organism: Prunus dulcis (almond)
Lineage: Eukaryota; Viridiplantae; Streptophyta; Magnoliopsida; Rosales; Rosaceae
Product: ubiquitin-conjugating enzyme E2-23 kDa
Exons: 6
Coding region: 121-672 (183 amino acids)
Biological process (GO): ubiquitin-dependent protein catabolic process; protein polyubiquitination
Cellular component (GO): nucleus
Molecular function (GO): ubiquitin conjugating enzyme activity
Source: RefSeq, a predicted model, not a curated record
UUCACUUAUUGUUGUCUGAACCGUUUUUGGUUCUUUAAGUUUGCUAGAAACUCUUCUCUCCUCAUAACUCAUAGGCUCAUAGCAUAGAAGAACAAGGGAGAAAGAUUUGCCACUAAAACCAUGUCUUCCCCAAGCAAACGCAGGGAGAUGGACUUGAUGAAACUGAUGAUGAGUGAUUAUAAGGUAGACAUGAUCAAUGAUGGAAUGCAUGAGUUCUAUGUAGAUUUCCAUGGACCCAGUGAGAGUCCUUAUCAGGGAGGGGUGUGGAGGAUAAGAGUUGAAUUACCAGAUGCUUAUCCCUAUAAAUCUCCCUCAAUAGGCUUUGUCAAUAAGAUCUACCACCCAAAUGUUGAUGAGAUGUCAGGUUCAGUUUGUUUAGAUGUUAUCAAUCAAACGUGGAGCCCCAUGUUUGAUCUGGUGAACGUAUUUGAAGUAUUCCUACCACAGCUUCUGCUGUAUCCCAAUCCAUCAGACCCUUUGAAUGGAGAGGCUGCCGCUUUGAUGAUGCGCGACAGAGCUGCUUAUGAACAAAGAGUUAAAGAAUUCUGUCAGAAGUAUGCUAAGCCUGAAGAUAUAGGAGCUGUCCCAGAAGACAAAUCAAGUGAUGAGGAACUAAGUGAAGAUGAAUCUGAUUCUUGUGAUGAUCAAGUGGCAGGUCAAGCAGAUCCGUAGGGAUUUCUGGUCUUUCUUUUAAAAUGUUUGUAUUUGUACAUGAUGUUGUAGCCUUUUCUUAAUUCAUCCCCAACUCCAAAGAAGACUGGAUAUUGGGAAGGGAAAGAAAUUCCCCAGCUUGUAUUAGUUUCCUUUGCACCCCUGUAAAUAAAUGUACUGUUGGUUUUCAUGCUUCA